Molecule: messenger RNA, 3738 nt
Organism: Camellia sinensis
Lineage: Eukaryota; Viridiplantae; Streptophyta; Magnoliopsida; Ericales; Theaceae
Source: RefSeq, a predicted model, not a curated record
GCUCUCUCUCUCUCUCUCUCAUUGUAUUUUUUAUUUGUUUAUCUAUCUCUACUGAAUCAACAGAGAUCACAACCAUUGCUGCUACAACGGUUACUUUACCAUGUCCCUAUUCAUAUUUUUUCUGGUAUUUCUUUUCACCCUUUGACCUUAUCAGAUCUUUGUCACUCCUCUCUCAGAUCUUCCAACCUCUUAUUCUUCUCUCAAAUCUCCCUCGAGUAUAUCAACGAGGGUUAUGUGUAAUGCUACUAACCCCCUAACCAAUCGACCCUUAAAUUUUGUCGCUCGUCUGUAUGUGUCCUCUUUAUUGCCCGUCGACUGAAUCCGACCGUGAAAACAGUGGCUCGAUACUCUAUGAUUUUGAACAAUACUUGGUCGGAAUCGGAUGUUUCUUUUUCUCAUUCGAAGAUGUCGGUUCGGUUAAUGAUUGAGCAGCAAACUAGAACCGACUCGACUCGUGAACAGCCUAGUUCAAAGUAAUACUAUUGUGGCUAAUAAAACAUCUGGGCUCAGCAGACAAGAGAGUGCCUUCAUUGGCCAUUUGUGUCUUGGGCCAUCAUCACACUUCUCAGUUCUCACUACUCCGGCGGAUACACCGGUUAUACUCCACCUAUUUGGAACCGAACUCCAGUUUCUUGAAGGAAUGGGUUGCCAGACACCCAUGAGCAGUGAGCGUUUAAGAACAUAUUGGACUCCAGCAAUGGAACACUACUUUAUUGAUCUUAUGUUAGAUCAUAUGCAUAGGGGUAACAGAGUUGGACAUACUUUCAACAAACGAGCAUGAGCUGAUAUGCUUAGCAUGUUCAGUGCAAAAUUUGGAACUCAGCAUGAUAAGGAUAUUUUGAAGAAUCGUUACAGUACUUUGUGGAAACAAUUUAAUGAUGUCAAGAAUCUGCUUGACCAGAGUGGAUUUUCGUGGGAUGAUACUCAACAAAUGGUAGUAGCUGAGGAUUAUGUUUGGGAUACUUACACUAAGGCCCAUUCAGAUGCACAAUAUUACAGGAAUAAACCUCUUAUGAACUUCAGUGAUUUGUGCUUGAUAUAUGCGUAUGCAACUGCAGAUGGAAGAUACAGUCGUUCAAGUCAUGAUAUAGACUUUGAUGAUGAAAUCCAAGGACUAAAUAUUGGUGAAGGAAAGGAAGCCCAGGCUCCCAGUUUCAGCAACUGUACAAGGACAUUUUGGACACUACCCAUGGACCAUUAUCUUAUUGACUUAUUACUGGACCAGGUGCUAAGAGGGAAUAAAAUUGGGCAUGCAUUCAUAACUCAGGCUUGGAAUGAAAUGGUGAAGUCAUUCAAUUCAAAAUUUGGAUCUCACUAUGAUAAAGAGGUCUUGAAAAGUCGCUAUAAACAUUUGAGGGAGCAAUAUAAUGACUUAAAGAUUCUUCUUGAUCACAAUGGGUUUUCUUGGGAUGAAACCCAAGAAAUGGUUACUGCUGAAGGGUAUGUUUGGGACUCUUAUACCAAGGCAUAUCCUGAUGCUCAAUUGUAUAAAUUUAAAACUGUCCCAAGCUACCACAAAUUAUGUGUCAUAUAUGGCGAGGAAGGUUCUAAUGGAAAACCUAGCAAUAUGGCUCACAGUGAAGACCUCGAUGAUAGUGAUUGUUCAAGGACAGAUUGGACACCUUCAAUGGACCGCUGUCUCAUUGACCUUCUGUUAAAGCAAGUGCAUAAAGGGCAAAACAUAAAUCACAUAUUCGACGAACAAGUAUGGAUGGAUAUUGUGGCAGCAUUCAAUGAUAGAUUUGGAUCACAGCAUGACAAAUAUGUUUUGAAGGGUCAGUAUAAAAGUUUGAAGAAGUUAUAUCAUGAUAUGAAGAAUCUCCUUGAACUGGGCGAAUUUUCUUGGGACGAAUCAAGGCAAAUGGUCACGGGACCUGAUGAUGUUUGGGAUGCUUAUACCAAGGAGAACCCAGAUGGAACAUCAUUCAGAACAAAAACAAUGCCAAAUUAUAAUGAUUUAUGCUUGGUUUAUGGAAAUUUGACUUCUGAAGGAAGAUGGAACCAAUCAGAUCCAUAUGUGGGCUUCAAUGGUGAUGGAAGGGAUUUUCAAGCAUCCCAAAACGGCAGUUGUCUGAGGUCUGGUUGGACAGCACCUAUGGACAGAUAUUUUAUCGAUUUAAUGCUAGAGCAGAUCCGUAAAGGGAAUAUGAUUGAUCAAAAUUUCAACAAACAAGCUUGGGGUGAUAUGGUGGUGAAGUUUGUUGCAAAAUUUGGGUCUAAGCACCACAAAGACGUUCUGGAAAGUCGUUUUGAGAAAAUGAGGAAUCUAUUCCAUGAUAUGCGAACUCUUGUUGAUCAGAGUGGGUUUGCAUGGGAUGAAAUGCAACAGAUGGUGACAGCUGGUGAUGAUAUCUGGGAUGCUUAUAUCAAGGAGCGUCCUGAUGCACAAUCAUUCCGAAGUAGAACUCUCCCAAACUAUAAUGAUUUGUUUCUGAUAUUUGGAAAUACAAGCACUAAUGGAAGGAGUGACCAUGCAAGUCAUUGUACCAAUAUUGAUGAUGGUGCCCCAAAAGUAAACAUUUAUCAGGAAGAUGACCAAUCCUCUUCCGGUAGUGAUACUUUGAGCAUUGCUUGGACAAAGCCAAUGGACAGAUAUUUCAUUGAACUCAUGUUAGGACAGGUGUUUGAAGGGAAUAGAGUUGAAAAUAUCUUCAAUAAGCAAGCUUGGGUCUGCAUGAUCACAUCAUUCAAUGAGAAAUUUGGACUUCAGUUUGACAAAUGUGUACUGGAAAAUCGGUACCUAAGCUUGAUGAAACAGUAUGACGACAUCAGCACUCUUCUCAACAAGAAUGGCUUUGCAUGGGACGAAAUAGAACAAAAAGUCACAGCUGAUGAUGAUUAUUGGGAAGCUUAUAUUGAGGAACAUCCCGACGCUGUAGCAUACAAAGAUAUAAUAUUGGAGAAUUACUGUGAUUUGAGCAUUAUUUUUGGAGAUGAGAUCCAUGAUGGAACGUCAAGUUAUCUGUGUCCAGAAAUGAAUAUUGAUGAUAAUGCCCUGGAAAUGGGGAUGGAUGGCAUAUUUGGAGCCCUAAAGUCCCCAGCUAUUGAUAAUGAAGUGUCUAAUGGGAGAAAAAGACGCCAAUCCACCACACCGUUAAGUUCAACACGUGGGAGAAAAAUCAAGAAAACCAGGGAGGAGUUGCAAAAAGCAGGUAGAAGUAAUACAGUGGACAGGAACUAUAGCUCAAUAGAAAGCAUUGUUGAUGCACUUCAAGCCAUACCUGACAUGCAUGAUGAACUCUUCUUGGAUGGUUGUGAUCUUUUGGAAGAUGAGAAAAAAGCGAAGGCGUUUGUGAAGAUGGACAUCCUGCAUCGAAAAAAGUGGUUGUUGCAAAAUCUCCAUGCAUAAUUUAGGUAACUGUUUUUCGUUAUCGAAAGUGUAGAUAUGAUUAUGAUGUGUAUAUGAAGUAUAAGACAGAAUGUACAAGAGGAAACAGUUUUCAAUCAGAUUCCGAUUCCUUUCUAUCCUCUUCGAUAUCCACAGUUGCACUUGAUGUUCAUCUUGGUAGAAGAAGAAUGAGUUCACCUUCUUGUUGAUUCCCUACUUUUUCUUCGCGCGUGUAGUUUGUACAAGUGCACGUUGUUGUCAAUCGGCAAUGGGCUACACAACAAUAUGUGAUAACUCUCCCAAUCUGGAUGAAGGAACUAGAAUCCAGAAGAGGGAUCUGUCUCAAAUUCAUCUGAUCUUCUAUUUCAAAACAUUCAUAACCAUGAAAUUAUUUUUUGAUAUUCUUGUAU